UAGUGUAACCAUGUCACUGUGCACGUGUGGCGAUGUUGGAGUGUACAAGUGUCCCCGGUGUGAGCUCCCCUACUGUUCACUAUCUUGCUACAAGGGACAUGCUCACACUCAAUGUUCAGAGUCCUUCUACAAACAACAGGUAGAAGAGGAGUUGAGAGAGAGGUCUGUUACAAAAGAAGAACAAGAUAGAAUGUUAGAAGUACUACAGAGAGAGCAUACCCACUCUUCUGAUGAAGAAGACGAAGUUGAUUUGAAGGAACUGCUACAAGGUAUGGAGAUUAAGAGUGAAGAAGAGUUAUGGGGGAUGUUAACUGAACAAGAACAACAAGGGUUCAUUAAAAGUAUCAAGACAGGAUCUAUCACAACGUUACUCAAGCCUAAAGAAUUCUGGUGGACCAAAGAUAAUGUUGUGUAUAAGCCUACUAAAACAGCAAAAUUUGAAGACCUCUGCUCAAAGGAACCCUCCAUUCACAUGAAAUAUCUUCUCUUGCACGUGAUCAUGUCGUAUGUGCACGUGGAGCUGAUACACCCUCUCAGAACAGACCUUGUCCCGGAAUAUUGGGCUGUUUUCACUCAAUUGUGGUAUUGGAAGAGUCCUAACGUGUUUAUCACUGCCGAGGCUGCGUGCAUCGCCCACACUGAUAUAGCAAACAGUGCUGGGUUACAAGAUUUCGUACCGUUGAGUGGAGUGUUCGAGAACACUUGCAAGCUCCUGAGACACGGACCGCUAGCAGUGGAGAGAGUUUGUUGUGAACUUAUCAGAAUCCUGACUAAAGUCCACAAAACAACUCCUUUAGAAAAGGGAGAAUACACGAAGAUAAAGAAGAAACUGCAGUUCUAUUCCUCCUGGAGUUUAUCAAAACACAGCAGUUCUUUAGCUGUACUCGCUCUGGAGUUGCAAGUUUACAUCACCAAACUUAACAGUGAUACCAGAAAGUUUACCGCAGAUCUUGACUCUGGCUGCAAGGCUGAGAAACAUACGAGACCACUGAUAGAAGAACUAGAGAGCUGAAUCCCAGAGAGAGAGAGAGAGAGAGAGAGCAGCUACGUAAGUAAGUACAAUGACUACUGAUACCUACUCACUGGAGAUGAGAGACAAGUACUCUGUGGACCUUGACGUGACAGCCAGAGUGUUCCUAACCCUGCUCUCAGUCCUCACUGUAAUCUGUGGAACUGUGGGCAACUUCCUGGUCUGGUACGGCUCCAUAUUCCGCUCUGCUAUCAGGAUGGAGCCGUGUUCCCGGGUCCUGAUAACCAAUCUGGCCCUCUCUGAUAUCGUCAUCUCCCUGCUCCUCUUCCUCCUCUUGCUAUGACCCUGGGGGCCGGUAGGUGGGUUCUGGGGGACUCUCUCUGUCAGUUUCAGGGAGUUGCUAUCCAGAUAGCCAUGUGUCUGGAGAUCUUCAUCAUGAUGUCCCUUAACUGUUACAGACUCUGGGCAGUUCGUAAAACACCAGGAGACAGGGACAAGGUUAAAGUUUGGCAGAUUUACUGUUACCUGGGGGUGGUGCUGCUGGUUUGUGGCAGUCUCCCUCUGGUUCACACUGCCAUUAGUAACGGAGAAUUUCGGACUGAUUUUGAUAAUAGAGUGGGGAUCUGCCGGCUGUUUCUGGUAAGAGACUACAAGCAUAACAUCCUCGACAUGUGCUAUCUAGUUCCUCCUCUAGUCAUAUCCAUUACUGCCAGUAAAGUCCUCAAGUGUAUCCUGUGUUACUCUUCACAGAGAUCUGGUAGUGGCAACCCAAAAACACAGAGAGCCAUAUCUCUUGUCUGCUGGGCCAUGAUUAUAUCCUAUCUUCCUUGCUACAUAAUUCUGGUUUGGGAGAUUGCACAGUCUAGCAUUCCUAAUGCAGCAUACUUGGCCCGGGCCUUUAUAAUGUCCAUCAACCUGAUGGUGAAUCCUCUAAUCUACUUCAUAUAUAGUUCAAGCUUUAACAGCUUUGUGAGGACAUUCUUUUCGCUGGACAUUAGAAGAGAGCGAGGUCAAUUGGCAACUGAUUCUGCACAGGUUCCUGAAACUUCCAAAGUGUAGAAUAUGAAAUGGGUUUUGUUCUAAUUUUUAAUUGUUAUUUCAUUUAUUUAUCUAAUUUACUAAUGUAAAAGUGGUUUUCAGUUGCUCCACAAACGUUUACCUUUCAUGAUUUAUCAAACUAUCAAAGAAUUGCACCAAGAAUUUCGAUUUUACCAUACCGGUCCAUAUUAGUUAAUUCCUGACUAUCCUAAUUGCUGAUACUAAAUACUAAUGGAUAUGUGUCUCCCGGAAGAGAAUGAGCACACAAAUGUUACGAUAAAAUCUGAUACAUAUCACAUAAUAUAUGCUUAGAGUGUUUUAUUAGCUUAUUAUUAACUUAGCACGCUCGGAUCCCGCCUAGCAUGAGAAGUGGGCCGGGCUGCGUCU
Bolinopsis microptera is the source of this 2395-nucleotide messenger RNA. RefSeq lists its product as uncharacterized. The record is from RefSeq and is a predicted model, not a curated record. The transcript is spliced from 9 exons. Bases 11 to 1012 code for a protein of 333 amino acids. Lineage: Eukaryota; Metazoa; Ctenophora; Tentaculata; Lobata; Bolinopsidae.